Salvia miltiorrhiza (redroot sage) is the source of this 2325-nucleotide messenger RNA. RefSeq names its product proton pump-interactor 1-like. NCBI's taxonomy places the organism in Eukaryota, Viridiplantae, Streptophyta, Magnoliopsida, Lamiales, Lamiaceae. The record is from RefSeq and is a predicted model, not a curated record. The coding region runs from base 199 to 1767 and encodes 522 amino acids. The transcript has 7 exons.
GUUGUUGCCAUUUGCAGGUAUGUUACCGCCAUAUUCUUCGUUUUCUUAAUUCCCUACUCCACUUUAAUCUCCCUCCCCCUCUUAUCAAAGCUUCAAUAUUUUAUUAUCCACGUAUUACAUUCUGAUCCACCGAUCUCGAUCCAUUUGAGGAAUCGAGAUCUGCUUUAUACCUUUUGACCUUAGCGGUGUCUACAUAUCAUGGGUAUGGAGGUCGUAGACUCUAAAUUAGCCUUGGAUGCUCUGAGUGAAACCGAUGUGUCGGCUGAAGUUGGAAAAGUUGACAUAAAAUUUGGCUCUCAUGGUGCUGAGGAGCCGACUAAAGCUGUGGAACUGAAUAAACUUUCGGAGUCCAAUUUCCCUAAGGAUGUGGUUGAUGAGUGGCCUGAGCCCACACAGAUUCACUCCUUCUACAUUGUUAGAUACCGAGCAUUUGAAGACCAGAAUCUGAAGGCCAAACUUGAUAUGGCUGAUAAAGAUCUGCAGAAAAAGAACCAGGCGCGCUCACAGAUUUUUGAGAAACUGAAGACCAAAAGGGCUGAAAGGGCGGACGUCAGAACUCAAAUACAUUCCCUAAGUGUUGAGAACAAACAGUUUAGGUCAGUAUUGGAUGAAAAGAGAAAAGAAAUGGAACCUCUCCAGCAGGCUCUGGGCAAGUUGAGAGGCUCGUCUGGUGCUAGAGAUAAUAGGGGUUCUGGUGUAUGUUCAUCUGAGGCAGAACUCAAUGAUGUUAUCAAAAGCUUGCAAUACCGUAUUCAGCACGAAAGCAUUCCUCUCAGUGAAGAGAAGCAGAUUCUCAGGGAAAUUAAACUACUUGAGGGAACAAGGGAGAAGGUUAUCGCAAAUGCUGCUGAGAGGGCAAGGAUCCAGGAUUCAUUGGGGCAAAAGGAAGAUAUCCUGGACCAGGUCAAAUCGAUAGGAGUGGAUCUUGAUGGAGUUCGGAAGGAGAAACAAGUGGUCUUUGCCAAGAUCAAACAGCUAGAUGAAGACAAGUUGGCUCUAGAGAAAGAGAUAAAUGCCUUAGAAGAAGAACUGACUUCAGUUACCGAAAAGAGGGAUAAGAUUUUUCAGAACAUUACUGAAAUGAGGAAAAAACGAGACGAAGGGAAUUCCCCAUUCUACAAUAACCGUAACCUAUUGGCAAAAGCUAAAGUACUUGCAGCAAAAAAGGAUAUCGAUGCUGUGAAGGAGCUUUCAAAUUCAGAGGUUGAGAAUUUCAUGGCUCUCUGGAAUGCUAAUAAGGCUUUCCGGGCUGACUACGAAAGUAGAAUCUUGCAAUCACUCGAUUCGAGGCAGUUGAGCAAGGAUGGCCGCUUGAGGAACUUCGACGAGAAGCCACUAGUGGCAGUUGAGAGACCAGUUCCAUCAGAGGCUGAGGUUGUCAAAACGAAAGUCAAGGAAACACCCAAGGAGGAAGCCGCUCCCCUCGAGCAGAAAGUUGGGAAAGCGAAGAGUGGUAAAAACCAUAAAGAAGAAACCAAGAAAACCGAAUCUGCCUCGGAGAAAAAAGACAAGGAAUACGAACAAGAGGCCCCUCCUGCGGAAAAACCGCAGAAGGAUACUCGUCAAGUAGUAAUCGACGAGAAGAAGCUGAAGGAGCUUAAGAGAGAGGAAGAGAUCUUCAAGCGUAAUCAGGCGGAGGAGAGGAAGAAGAAGCUGGCAGAGAAGGCAGCUACCAAAGCAGCGAUAAAAGCUCAGAAGGAAGCCGAGAAGAAGCUCAAAGAACGAUCUUGUUCCUCUUUAUCGUUUCAGCUAGAUUUCCCUUUAUGAGUAAUUCAACUUAUAGUUUUUCAUCACAAUCUAUGCAGGAGCGUGAGAAGAGGGCAAGGAAGAAGAACGGAGGCGGAGGUGCUACUGUCGAGUCUGAAGAAGCUGGUGAGACUGUCGGGGAGGAUGCUGAGCCGGAGAAGGCGGAGGAGAAGGUUGAAGUGCCGGUGGCGCAGAAGAGCAAGGAGCGGAAGGAACACGCGGUGAGGCAGAGGGGGCGCGCAAGGGGGGCAGAUUCGCUGCCCAAGGCUAUACUGAAACGCAAGAAGGCGACGAACUACUGGAUGUGGGCUGCGCCUGCGGCGGCGUUGGUGGUGAUUUUGCUUGCGGUGGUUGGCUAUAGCUAUCUGAGUUGAGGCACAAUAUAUGUUAGAAGAUAAUGAAAAAUGAGAAACUCCCCUUUUUGAGUGCGUGUUCUUUCUUGUUAAGGCGCCUGUGUUUGUAGAGUGAUGGGACACUUUGAGGUUGUAAUGUUUGUACAACAGUUUGGUUUAAAGUUUAAACAGAUAAAUUACACACUUGCUUUUUUAUUUUUAUAAAAAGGAUGAAGAUUACUUAGGA